Messenger RNA from Capronia coronata CBS 617.96, 939 nucleotides. RefSeq names its product mannose-P-dolichol utilization defect 1. The record is from RefSeq and is a predicted model, not a curated record. The coding region runs from base 1 to 939 and encodes 312 amino acids. Lineage: Eukaryota; Fungi; Ascomycota; Eurotiomycetes; Chaetothyriales; Herpotrichiellaceae. The transcript has a single exon.
AUGGACCAAGUUCAGCAGUUCGUCCUCAAUCCGCUCAAGCCAUACCUGGCACCCAUAACCACGAACCUUCCCGCGCCAAUCAACGAUGUAGUCGUCGGCCUCCUAGGCGAGCGCUGCCACAGCGCAAUCCUCCUCGACCUCGAUGUUACCUCCCAUCCAGAAUGCGUAUCCCUCGCGGUGUCCAAGGCACUGGGAAUCGCCAUUAUCAGUGCGGCGUCUAUCGUCAAAGUGCCGCAGAUCAUCAAAUUGGUCAAGUCGCGGUCGGCCGAGGGGCUCUCCUUCACAAGCUAUCUACUGGAGACAGCUAGUUUUGUGAUCACACUGGCCUACAAUGUUCGCAACGGAUUCCCUUUCAGCACGUAUGGCGAGACCAGUUUGAUUGCUAUUCAAGAUGUGGUCAUCAGCGUCUUAAUCCUCGUAUACUCCAACAAGACGGCCCAGGCAGGCGCGUUUCUCGCAGCAGUGGGCAGUGCCGUCUAUGCACUAAUGGUCUCGGACACACUGGUCAACAACACCCAGAUGACCAGUUUGCAAGCGGGCGCCGGAGGUCUCAGCAUUGCUAGCAAGAUCCCGCAGAUCCUCGCCAUUUAUCGUCAAGGCGGAACUGGUCAAUUGUCUGCCUUCGCCGUCUUCAAUUACCUGCUUGGCAGUUUGAGCAGGAUCUACACCACCAUACAAGAGGUGGAUGAUCAGCUUAUUCUGUAUGGCUUCAUCGCCGGCUUUGCUCUCAACGCCGUGUUGGCUGCACAGGUGCUCUACUAUUGGAACAGCCCGACGACGGCAGGACAUGGAAAGGAGUUGGACAACAAGAAGGGUCUGCAGGGUGUUGGUCAAAAGGGAAAUGCUGCUCUUGCGACGGAAGAGCGCAAGAAGUUGAAUGCCGGCUCUGCUACCACGACAGCACGAUCGAGUAGCAGCGGUGGACGCAGGAAGGUCUGA